Messenger RNA from Funneliformis caledonium, 2238 nucleotides. The record is from the annotation of a GenBank genome assembly. Lineage: Eukaryota; Fungi; Glomeromycota; Glomeromycetes; Glomerales; Glomeraceae.
AUGGCAUUUAAUAAAUUCAACGACGAUCCUGAAACUAUUUCGGUUGAUAUUUACAAAGACAAUAAGAAUAGAAGAUAUUUCCAACGUGGUAAAUUAACACAGGUCACCUUAGCCAAUUUCAAAGUUUCACAUCUCAAGGAACAUAUAUGUAAUAUAUAUGAUAUUAAAGAAGUUGAACAGCGUAAAGUGAAACUCUGGAGAGUUAAUGUCGAAGCGGAAAGGAUUGAAAAUAAUAAUAUUUCUACUGAAGAUGAUAUUGUACAUAAACUUGAAGGACAAAAAAUGAGAGAUAAUGACUUGUUUAAUAAGUAUUUUAAAACUGAAUUAGCUGAUCAUAAUAAGAUUCAGGUCCCUCCAAACAAGGCGUUCCACAAGUUAAAACGACCUGAUGAGAAUCAGAAGUCCAAGCUUGUAAGUUCCUUUGGUGCCGAAUUUCCUUUACAAGGACGAGACGAAACUCUUCAAAUAUUACUUAAUGGAAAUCAAACGCGAAAUGGGAUUCGUCAAAGACUUGAUUAUAUCAGGGAAAAAAGAUAUGACAAGCAACUCCAUCAUAUUCCCAUCCUGGCUAAUGGGCCAGGCACAGGGAAAAGUCGAUUCCUCCAAGAACUUCUGACUCUCUUAGAACAAUAUCGCAAUCGCAGUGAACAUGUACUUGGUAAUUCACAAGUAUUAGCUAUAAAUAUUACAUUUAAUACAAUUACUAAUGCAUCAGAUGAAGAUGCAUCUGCUGGUCCAGCAUCGGUUGCACUAAAUUGGAAAACUCUCAAAAUUGAAACUGCGUGUGAUGUUGUUCUUAAGGAUAUUGGUGGCAAUAUAGGUUUUUUUGUCAUUGGAAUCGAUGAGCUAAAUGUCUUGCACAAUCUAGCAAAGGAUAAUCAAAGACCAGUUCGUGACAUCGUUCAUGCUAUCGGAGGCCUAAUUACCAAUUCGAAAAAAAAUUUGCUCUAUGUACCAAUCUUGGCCGGAACAAUUCAAGGUCCUCUUGAGAAAUUUAUUCAGGAAUCGACGUAUGAUCUUUUACGUUUACCGUUCCGUCUUCUUUCAGAUGAAGAAGUAGAGAAAAUUACCUCAUAUAUGAAAGAAGAUCAAGAAUUGGCAGGCUGUAUCAAUCACAACAAAACCUUUCAACGCUUUAUUAGUGAUAUUGGUGGACAACUUGUUAAUCACCGCCUUAAGAAAAAAUAUCCAUUUAAAGAGUUUGCAACUAUUAUGAAACCAGUGGUUGCAUAUGCAAUCCUAAACAUUCCUGUUGAUGAGGAUGACGAAUUUGAAAUUGGUAAUGAUAAAAUCUCUUAUAUUGAUCUCGCGUCAAAGGGCAUUAUAAAUUUGGAGGUUACAUGUGAUGAUCCUAAUAAGUCCUAUGUACGUAUGCCGUAUAUAUGGGUUUGGAUAACAACAUCAAUCAAAGAAUUCAAAGCGGGUCGAUUUUGGGAUGUUAUGAUUAAUCAUAAAUCUCAUACCUUGUGGCAGAGUUUUGAAGAAUUUAAUAUGCGAUUUUGGGUCCUACGUCUUCAACUUUUUAAAGAGUUAAAUGAUUCAGUAACAUUACGAGAUCUCUUCAGAAGUGCAUAUCAUAAUGAUCAAGGAAUCUCUCUUUUUGAUCUUGAAUUUCGGCUCCCUACAGUAGAAAAAUAUUACGUAGAACUUACAAAUCGAUAUCCUUACACAAUGAACAAUGAGCACUUAUUGCUUGGCACAGUAUUUAAGAAUGCCGAAGGAGCCCCAUGGGAUAUCUUUCUUUUUCUGGAUGAUUACCUUAUUGCCAUUCAGGUUAAAUCUUCAAAUGCCACAGCUGGACAGCCCCAAACCUUAUCUAAGAGGAUGGUGGAAAGCGAGUACAAGAAAGUUAAAGAUGCAUUUGAAGUUAUGGAGAAAUCAUUUGAGAGCGAAAGUCCCAUUAAACAUUGGGUCCUUUUCAUCUGCACCAAUGGACCUAAGACAAGAAAUUGUUUGGAAUCUUUAGAAAGAAAUUGUUUCGUAAUAGAUCGUGAAAACUAUAAGCUCUUCUAUGGGUAUACUUUUUCGACCCGUGCUGAAUUUUCGGCAGAUAACGACCAAUUGGAUGCAAAUACUGCGGAGGAAUACGAAUUAAGAACAAUUAGUGGAAUAGGAGAUGCAAUUGCAUCUGCCAUCACGGAUAAAAGACCAUUUGAGGAUGAAAAAGAUCUUUAUAAUAAGGUUAAACAAAUUCCUAUGGAGGCGAGAAAAAAAAUCAAGGUUAUGAAAAAUGAAUAG